AUGGAUAACUACAACAACUACAGCAAUUCUCAAUACGGAGGAGGGGGUUCAGGCGGCGGCUUCAUGCCAGGCGAGAUGAAUAGCCCAGCUGGCGGAAAGAGCGACUUCAACAACACCACCCUUCGCCCCGUGACAGUCAAACAAGCCCUCGAUGCAACGCAACCCUACCCUGAAGCCAACUACCAGAUUGACGGCGCCGAUGUAUCCAGUCUCUGUUUCAUCGGACAAGUUCGCAAUAUCAGCUCCCAAAGCACAAAUGUAACAUACAAGAUCGACGAUGGCACAGGAGAGAUCGAAGCAAAGCAAUGGAUUGACUCAACAACCGCCGACAACAUGGAAACCGAUGACAGAAAGGGACCCAGCAAGCCAGGGAAAGAGCAGGUCGAGCUGAACGGAUAUGCGAAGGUUUUCGGGAAGCUGAAAAUGUUCGGGAAUAAACGGUUCGUUGGGGCUCACUCUGUUCGACCGGUGACAGACAUCAAUGAGGUGCACUGUCAUCUUCUCGAGGCUGCCGCUGUGCACCUAUUCUUCACCAGGGGCCCUGUCAAUGGUCCUGCAGGUGUUGGCGGUGCCGCAGCAGGAGGAAAGGGAGGUGCUGCGGACGCAUCUAUGGGUGGCGUGGAUGACGAUGCAGGGAAUCGCGCCCUCCCUGCAAUGACUCCUGCAGCGCGGAGGAUCUUUAACCUACUGAAGAUGGAGCCCCAGAAUAACGAGGGUCUACAUGCUCAGAUGAUUGCCGCAAAGUUGGGCCUCCCCAUGCCCGAUGUAGUGCGAGCGGGUGAUGAGCUCAAUGCUGCGGGAUUGAUCUUUUCGACGGUGGACGAACAGACCUGGGCGUUAUUGGAAUAUUAA
Messenger RNA from Aspergillus tanneri, 852 nucleotides. It is a transcript of the gene RFA2, whose product is annotated as putative replication factor-a protein. The transcript is spliced from 3 exons. NCBI's taxonomy places the organism in Eukaryota, Fungi, Ascomycota, Eurotiomycetes, Eurotiales, Aspergillaceae. The record is from RefSeq and is a predicted model, not a curated record. Gene Ontology annotation, biological process: DNA replication; double-strand break repair via homologous recombination; nucleotide-excision repair. Gene Ontology annotation, molecular function: DNA binding. The coding region runs from base 1 to 852 and encodes 283 amino acids. Gene Ontology annotation, cellular component: DNA replication factor A complex; site of double-strand break; chromosome, telomeric region.